CCCGACUGCUUAAAGAUCCAGCGUGCCCGGAGGCCGCCAACCCCUCGAUCAGCCCCGCGCCGGUGGUGAAACCCUCUCCCGGCAACCAGUGGGCCGCUUGUUCACUCAGAUCAGGACCGUCUAGCGAGGCGGGGAUGGGUCGGGACGUCGAGACCCCAGAAAGCCAGUAUGGCUACAUCAAAAAGGUGUCGGGCCCCGUCGUGGUGGCCAGCCGCAUGGGCGGCAGCGCCAUGUAUGAGCUGGUCCGCGUGGGCGCCGAGAAGCUGAUCGGCGAAAUCAUUCGGCUGGAGGCAGACACAGCCACCAUCCAGGUGUAUGAGGACACAUCCGGCCUGACUGUCGGCGACAUUGUCAUCCGCAGCGGCAAGCCGCUGUCUGUGGAGCUGGGCCCCGGCAUCAUGGGCAACAUCUUUGACGGCAUCCAGCGCCCGCUCAAGCAGAUUGCCGCGGACUCCGCCUCCUGCUUCAUCCCACGCGGCGUGGACGUGCCCGCCCUGGACCGCAGCCUACAGUGGGAGUUUGAGCCCACAAAGUUCAAGGUGGGCGACCGCAUCACCGGCGGCGACAUCUACGGCGUGGUGCACGAGAACUCGCUGAUGGAUCACAAGAUCAUGCUGCCCGCCAACGCGCGCGGCAACAUCUCGUACAUCGCGCCCCCCGGCUCCUACACCAUCACUGACAAGGUCAUUGAGGUUGAGUUUGGCGGAACGAAGAAGGAGUAUAGCAUGCUGCAGCUGUGGCCUGUGCGCGCGCCGCGGCCUGUGGCGCAGAAGAUGCUGGCCAACACGCCGCUGCUGACGGGGCAGCGCGUGCUGGAUGGGCUCUUCCCCGGCGUGCUGGGAGGUACCUGCUCCAUUCCCGGCGCCUUUGGCUGCGGCAAGACUGUCAUUUCACAGGCGCUGUCCAAGUACAGUAAUAGCGACGGCAUCAUUUAUGUGGGCUGCGGCGAGCGCGGCAACGAGAUGGCGGAAGUGCUGAUGGACUUCCCACAGCUGACCAUGACGCUGCCCGACGGGCGUGAGGAGAGCAUCAUGAAGCGCACCACGCUGGUCGCCAACACUUCCAACAUGCCCGUGGCGGCACGCGAGGCAUCCAUCUACACAGGCAUCACGCUAGCAGAGUACUUCCGUGACAUGGGCUACAACUUCUCCAUGAUGGCCGACUCCACCUCCCGCUGGGCCGAGGCGCUGCGCGAGAUUUCGGGCCGCCUGGCGGAGAUGCCCGCAGACUCGGGCUACCCCGCCUACCUGGGCGCACGCCUGGCGUCCUUCUACGAGCGCGCCGGCCGCGUGUCUUGCCUGGGCUCGCCCAACCGCGAGGGCAGCGUGACCAUCGUGGGAGCCGUGUCUCCACCUGGCGGCGACUUCUCGGACCCUGUCACCACCGCCACCCUGUCCAUCGUGCAGGUGUUCUGGGGCCUGGACAAGAAGCUGGCGCAGCGCAAGCACUUCCCCUCCGUCAACUGGCUCAUCUCCUACUCCAAGUACAUCAAAGCGCUGGAGCCCUUCUACGAUUCCUUUGACCCCGAGUUUGUCAACUCCCGCAAGGCCACCCGCGAGAUCUUGCAGAAGGAGGACGACCUCAACGAGAUUGUGCAGCUCGUGGGCAAGGAUGCGCUGGCUGAGGGCGACAAGAUCACGCUGGAGGUGGCCCGCCUCAUCAAAGACGACUUCCUGCAGCAGAACUCGUACAGCAAGUACGACAAGUACUGCCCCUUCUACAAGUCCUGCGACAUGCUGCGCAACAUGAUCACCUUCUACAACGCCGCCAACGACGCGGUGGAGCGCACCGCGGCCGCCGCCAGCGCGGCCGACGGCAGCGGCGGCAAGAUCACGUACAACGUCAUCAAGGCGCGCCUGGGCGACCUGCUGUACAAGCUCAGCUCCCAGAAGUUUGAGGACCCGGCGGAGGGCGAGGAGGCGCUGAAGGCCAAGUUCAAGGCGCUCAACGAGGAGAUCCGCGACCGCUUCCGGGCGCUGGAGGAGGAGUACCGGUGA
Molecule: messenger RNA, 1997 nt
Organism: Chlorella variabilis
Lineage: Eukaryota; Viridiplantae; Chlorophyta; Trebouxiophyceae; Chlorellales; Chlorellaceae
Product: V-type H+ ATPase subunit A
Exons: 16
Coding region: 135-1997 (620 amino acids)
Biological process (GO): proton transmembrane transport; ATP metabolic process
Cellular component (GO): proton-transporting V-type ATPase, V1 domain; plant-type vacuole
Molecular function (GO): ATP binding; proton-transporting ATPase activity, rotational mechanism; ATP hydrolysis activity
Source: RefSeq, a predicted model, not a curated record